AUUACCAUAAUAAAGGUAGAUAUACAUUGCACACUAAAAUGGUAAGGAAUCUAUUAGUUACCAUAUUUUUGCAUGAGAAAUACCACAUGACAUACCAAAGCCAAACUUUAGAACUUUCUGCCACCAUAACUUUGCCUUUUUCUCUCUUUCAUUCCAUCUGUCGUCAGUCUCUUUAUUGUUUAUAAAAAACUCUAACAAAAUCAAUCAAAUCCCACAAAGGAACAAGAAAGGUAAAAGGGAAAAAAUAAGAACAGAAGAAAAAGAAGAAUGAUGACAUGGUCUUCAAACUCCUUAAGGGGUUUAUGGUUUAUUUUGCCAUUGCUUUUGGUCGCUGUCUUUAUUGUUAUCACUGGUCCACAGGGUUCAAUUUGGCUAUCAACUUCUAAUCAUUAUAUAGAGACUCUCAAUAAUGGUUCUUCAACAACGGUAAAUCGGAAGGACGAGGCCCCUAUUAAUGUAAGCAAGAGCUCAGCAGCACCAAAAAGAUACAGCAAAUUAGAGAAAUUGGAAGCAGGCCUUGCAAAAUCUCGAGCUGCAAUAUUAUUAAGAGAAAACAAAAGUUGGAAUAAUAAUCAGACAGAAGAAGAUGAGUAUAUCCCUCAAGGUCCUAUGUACUUGAAUGCUACUGCCUUCCACAGGAGCUAUUUGGAAAUGGAGAAAAAAUUCAAGAUAUAUGUGUACAAUGAAGGGGAACCCCCAGUAUUUCAUUUUGGUCCAUGCAAGCACACAUAUGCUAUUGAGGGUUAUUUUAUUCAAGCAAUGGAAGUUAGCAAAUUCAGAACUGAAGAUCCAAACAAAGCACAUGUGUACUUCCUCCCAUUAAGUGUUACAAUGUUAACUCAAUUCGUAUAUGUGGUUGAUUCACAUGAAUGGGGUCUUAUGAAGAACACUGCAAUGGAUUAUGUCAAUAUCAUUUCUCAAAAGUAUCCUUAUUGGAAUAGAAGCCUUGGUGCUGAUCAUUUCAUGCUUGCUUGUCAUGAUUGGGGGCCUGAAAUUUCCUUUGCUAUUCCACACUUGUACAAAAACUCAAUUAGAGCUCUAUGCAAUGCCAAUACCUCAGAAAAAUUCAAUCCAACAAAGGAUGUUUCAAUUCCAGAAAUCCACCUUCCUCUAGGCACAACUAAAGGCCUCCUAGGCGGCCCUCCGCCCUCGGACCGUCCUGUUCUCGUGUUUUUUGCCGGAGGUCUUCAUGGACCAAUUAGGCCAAUUUUAUUACAACAUUGGGAAAAUAGUACAGAUGAAGAUGUUCAAAUUCACAAGUACUUACCAAAGGGUGUCUCAUAUUAUGAUAUGAUAAGAAAGAGCAAAUAUUGUAUAUGUCCAAGUGGAUAUGAAGUUGCAAGUCCAAGAAUGGUUGAGGGACUUUACAUGGGAUGUGUACCUGUCCUAAUUAAGGAUAAUUAUGUGACACCUUUUAGUGAUGUUCUUGAUUGGGACACAUUUGCUGUUACAAUUCCUGUUAAGGAUAUUCCUAAUCUCAAGAAAAUUCUUAUGGAUAUUCCUCAAGAGAAGUAUUUGGAGAUGCAAAAGAGGGGGAUUCAAAUGAGGAGGCAUUUUGAGGUUAAUUCUCCUCCAAAAAGAUAUGAUGUGUUUCAUAUGAUUCUUCAUUCGAUUUGGCUUCGAAGACUCAAUUUUCGAGUUCGUGAUGUGGAUGAAACUUGAAUUAAGAGUUUUGAUUUGUGAGAGAGGAAACUGUCGAUUGUCUUUUAGAUUUAUUUUAUUUUUUGGAGGAUUAUAUUUUACAAUUUAUGAUUUCGCUAAUAUAGAUCAAUAUACAUCAUUAUACUUCAUGCUUGUGCACCAUAUACAAAAUAAUAAAAGCUAUUCUGUUAUGUAUUUGAUCUGAAGUGUCUGUUGCGAUUGAAUAGAA
This is a messenger RNA of Lycium ferocissimum, 1870 nucleotides long. RefSeq names its product probable glycosyltransferase At5g03795. The transcript is spliced from 4 exons. Bases 268 to 1662 code for a protein of 464 amino acids. Gene Ontology annotation, molecular function: glycosyltransferase activity. Lineage: Eukaryota; Viridiplantae; Streptophyta; Magnoliopsida; Solanales; Solanaceae. The record is from RefSeq and is a predicted model, not a curated record.